AGUAAAACACGGUUCAGUGGCGGUUGGCCUCAAAGUUUCACUUAAGUUUCAGGCCCAUUUGUUAGCUUUGCUCCUUUUUAGGUUUAGCUGUGAAUUCGACAUCGAGCAGAAAUGCUGUCAUGGAUUCCCUUAAUGUAGACGAGGUGAAAGAGCUUUCUUGGGUCCAGUGUGAGAACGAAGCUUGUCUGAAAUGGAGAAGGAUCAGCAGAGAGGAGGUCCACAAGCUGGGAGAAGAGUCUUGGUUUUGUCAUAUGAAUGCAGAUACUGCACACAACAAAUGUCAGGAACCUGAGGAGAACCAUAGGAGGACCAUACACACAGCCAACAAGUGUGGCUACUGGUACAUCUUCAGUCAACUACCUCAGGGGUCUUUGGUCUGGGCCAAGAUGCCGGGACAUGUUCGAUGGCCAGCCAUCUUGUCUCCAGACCCUUCUGACGGAAGGUACGUGAUGGUCAAUGAUGAGACGGGGACUCCAUCACAGUAUCAUGUGGAGUGGCUUGGACAGCCUCACUCACAUUACUGGGUGCACAGCAACAGUAUUGACAUCUAUGGCAGCUCCUCUUAUCCUCCACCACAUAGGAAAUCUAAACGUAAGAAGUCUGUCUUUUCGGCUUCAGCCUACUUUCAUCUCAAGAGUGACCAUUACAUCAAGAGCCUGCAGGCAUCCAUCCAGGAAGCAGACUCCUUGAGGUCAUUGACCUGUGAGGAGAGGCUGGCCAAAUGUGUCUUUGUUUACAAACCACAGCCCGAGAAAGAUAUUAAACUGGAAAAGAGGUCCGUUGUUGGUACCCAGCUGGACAGUGCAGGGAAAAAGAAGAGAGGUAGACCAGUGAAAACCAAGGAAAAGAUACGUCUUCCUGUCUCCGAUAGCAAGACACAGUCUAUCACAAAAUCAAAGAAGAAGGUGUCAUUCAGCAGCCAGCCUCAUCAGCUGCAUUCUAUCCAUCAUGGCGAGCUAUCCUCCUCGGAAGAUGACUCCCCAGCCCAACAGGUGCCGAUGCUCAUCACUUCCAAGGAAGAGCGGCUUCAGGCUGAUAUUCAGCUACUGAGAAGAGCCGAGGAGAAAUUUGAACGGCGUCUCGCCAAGUUUGCCUCCCGUCAUGGAAUCCCACUGAAGAGUAGGGGGCCCCAAUGGCAGGGUCGUCAGGUCAGCAGAUACCAGGUGUACAUGGCCGUACAGGAACGAGGCGGCUACAACAUGGUGAGUGCCAACCGUGCCUGGGCCAAAGUUUAUCACGAAGCCUGUGGUACAAGUCCAGGACCACACCAGUCUGUCAGCUGUGCAGUCAAGACAUUCUACACAAGAAACCUGUUGCCUUAUGAACUGUACGAGCUGCGUUCUUCAGGCAGCUUUGCUGAUAAAGCUGCAUCGUGUGAGACACAGCACAAGAAGCAACCCAGAAAGCACAAGAAGAAACACCUGAAAGAAAAUAUACCUCACACGUUCACAUCAGCCACUGCAAACAUUGUACCCACUGCAGCCAAAUGGCAGGCUAAUUACCAUAAGUACACCAGUCAACCAAUCCAAGGGCAGGGCAACAACUUUCAGCCAAUGGGAGAGCUUGGGAACAUCUGCCUUCCAGAGAUUGGAAAAACACCUGUAAGGUUUGAGCCAAUGGAUGACAUGGGCAAUUUCCGUCUACCAAUUAGAGGGCAGACUCGUGUUUCUAGUCAUCCAAUAGGAGUCCAGGAAAGUUCAGAGGGUGGUCAUAUUGGAUCACAUUCACAGGGAGAACAGUGCUUCAAGGCUGCACAAGGAAAUACAGACGAUGGAGUUCAAGCAGAUCUGGAUCUGCUGCAGGAGGAAUCGACCCAAGCCUUGCAGGAGCUGCAGGCGAUGCAGAACAUGCUGACAAACAUCCAGCAGCAAGGUGAAAGUACCGCAGUCAACGAUAGGGACUGCAUCAAGACACUGGAUAGACCAACCCACAUAGAGGCUGAGCCGUAUACAAGUCCACUUUCAAGAAGAAAGCCCGUUCUCCUGGAGUUCUAUUCCAUGCAAUAUGGAGAUGAAGCAGAGUGUUCGGUACCGGACCAGCAAACGACUAUGGUGAACACAUUUGUUUUACACUUUUACAAGCAGAUCAAAUAUGGUCUUUUUUUUAAACUUUUUCUUUGUAAUAAGCAGAAGAGAGUGAAUGAUGACACACACCUUGUUCCAGACAUCACACAUCCAGCGACCACAGGUAACACCUUGCCCUCUGCCUGUCCAGCAAGGCCUGCUGAUGACGAGGGAGCUUUGUGUCCAGAUGUCUGCAGUAAUAUCCUCAUUGAUAUGGAUGCCAUGGGGGAGGAGAUUGACCGACUCAAUGAUGAGCUGUGUCAGGAUUUGAUGGAGAUCUAAGAUCACCAAGAUGUCAUCCUCCUUGAUAUGGAUGCCAUGGGGGAGGAGAUUGACCGACUCAAUGAUGAGCUGUGUAAGGAUUUGAUGGAGAUCUAAGAUUCACCAUUCACCAAGAUGUCAUCCUCCUUGAUAUGGAUACCAUGGGGGAGGAGAUUGACCGACUCAAUGAUGAGCUGUGUCAGGAUUUGAUGGAGAUCUAAGAUCACCAAGAUGUAUACAGGAACAUCCUCCUUGAUAUGGAUGCCAUGGGAGAGGAGAUUGACCGACUCAAUGAUGAGCUGUGUCAGGAUUUGAUGGAGAUCUAAGAUCACCAAGAUGUAUACAGGAACAUCCUCAUUGAUAUGGAUGCCAUGGAGGACAGGAUUGACCAACUCGAUGACAAGACUCGUUAGGAUCUGAUGGAGAUGUAAGAUCACCAAGAUGUCUACAGGAACAUCCUCAUUGAUAUGGAUGCCAUGGGAGAGGAGAUUGACCGACUCAAUGAUGAGCUGUGUCAGGAUUUGAUGGAGAUCUAAGAUCACCAAGAUGUAUACAGGAACAUCCUCAUUGAUAUGGAUGCCAUGGAGGACAGGAUUGACCAACUCGAUGACAAGACUCGUUAGGAUCUGAUGGAGAUGUAAGAUCACCAAGAUGUCUACAGGAACAUCCUCAUUGAUAUGGAUGCCAUGGAGGACGGGAUUGACCAACUCGAUGACAAGACUCGUUAGGAUUUGAUGGAGAUCUAAGAUCACCAAGAUGUUUACAUGAACAUCCUCAUUGAUAUGGAUGCCAUGGGGGAGGAGAUUGACCGACUCAAUGAUGAGCUGUGUCAGGAUUUGAUGGAGAUCUAAGAUCACCAAGAUGUCUACAGGAACAUCCUCAUUGAUAUGGAUGCCAUGGGAGAGGAGAUUGACCGACUCAAUGAUGAGCUGUGUAAGGAUUUGAUGGAGAUCUAAGAUCUAAUCAGUAGAUAAACUACUAUCUAGUAAAAUAUAAGUAUCGUUAUUCUCCAAGUACCAGAAUGUCAUGAUCACCAACGCAAAUAUCUGUGUGGUAAAUUGAUCUGAGCCUUGAUUUAAUAUCCAGAUGUGACUGAACCCUAUAGCCGUUAAUGCAGACAUAAUUCUAGAUCCCAAAAUUCUCUUUUUAAAGGUCAAAAUAUAUAUGCGACAUGUUUAACAUUGAAAACUGUAACGGUUGGUUUAAUUUCAAGAUGUUAUUGCCUGGGAAAAAGCAUUUAAGUAAAAUGGUCCAAGUUUUUUUUUUUUGUAUAAGUAACUUACUGAAAUCAUUUAAAUGUACACAAACAAUGUACAUAAAACCAGAUUUAUAAAAUCUAAUCAGAUAUUUAUUUUUAGUUUUCUCAGUUAGACCUCAGAAAUAAAAAUGAGAAAUAUGAAACUGAAAUGUUGCACAUCAUUACAACAUUGCUGUUAUUGUUAAACAGUCUCAACUUUGAAGUGUUGGUGAGUUUUUAGUUUGCAUUAAAGAUGUAGUACUCCUAUGGAUACUACAGGAACGACAUGCAUCAUGUGCAUUUA
This is a messenger RNA of Patiria miniata (bat star), 3865 nucleotides long. RefSeq lists its product as uncharacterized. Bases 120 to 2345 code for a protein of 741 amino acids. Gene Ontology annotation, molecular function: zinc ion binding; DNA binding. The record is from RefSeq and is a predicted model, not a curated record. Lineage: Eukaryota; Metazoa; Echinodermata; Asteroidea; Valvatida; Asterinidae. The transcript is spliced from 13 exons. Gene Ontology annotation, cellular component: nucleus.